This is a messenger RNA of Cladocopium goreaui, 4050 nucleotides long. The record is from the annotation of a GenBank genome assembly. Lineage: Eukaryota; Dinophyceae; Suessiales; Symbiodiniaceae.
AUGUCGACUUUCCCGUGCUUAUACCUUCGCACGGCGCAGUUUGCAGCUCCAGUCGCGGACCAUUUCGGAAGAAAACAGUUCUGCAUCCGACAUUGCUUCAUGGUGAAGGCAUCACAGGCCUCCGGGGUGAACGCAGUGAACGCCUCAGCCGGAUGUGCAGCAGAUUUUUCUCCAACCCGUGCAACUCCAGGUGAUUCAGGUGUAGCCACUGGCCCUCCCGGCUGGGUAACAGCCAAAGAGGUUAGGCCUGGAUUUGGCGAACGUAGAGACGGAUCAAAAGAACUUUGGCAUCGCAUGGCCUCCAGCGGCUCGGCUUACCCGGAGGCGGGGCACCGGAGAGGCUGUUGGUUGCAGCUGUUGGUUGCAGCUGUUGCAAAGUUCACGGCAAUUCACGAGGAGAAUCUGUGGGAUACAGGUCUGUUUGAAAUUUCGAGUUUGGGGCGCAAGCACAUCAGUCAGGCUGCCAAGGAGGGCAACGUGGGUGCCGUGAGGCACUUCCUACGCGUUGACCCUGGGAGCCUGGAGAGGAAGGAUGAUGAAGAAGGCGAAACGCCGCUGCAUCGGGCGGCAGGGCACGGCCACGUCGAGGUGGUCGCGCUGCUGCUGAGGUCCGGUGCCUCCCUGGAGGUAACGGACGAUUUCGGCGAGACGGCGCUGCAUCGGGCGGCUGCGGAAGGCCACGCCGCCGUGGUCGAGCAGCUGAUCUCUGCGGGGGCCACGGUGGACGCGGCCGAUAGAGACGGCCGUGGCCUCGGCGAGACGGCGCUGUAUCUUGCGGCUCGGAAAGGCCACGCCGCCGUGGUCGAGCAGCUGAUCUCUGCAGGGGCCAAUGUGGACGCGGCCGACAUCUACGGCCGUGGCCCCGGCGAGACGGCGCUGCAUAAGGCGGCUGGGAACGGCCACGCCGCCGUGGUCGAGCAGCUGAUCUCUGCAGGGGCCAAGGUGGACGCGGCCGACAACGGCGGCCGUGGCCCCGGCGACACGGCGCUGCAUGGGGCGGCUGGGAACGGCCAUGCCGCCGUGGCCGAGCAGCUGAUCUCUGCGGGGGCCACGGUGGAUGCGGCCAGCACAUUCGGCCGUGGCCUCGGCGAGACGGCGCUGCAUUGGGCGGCUCGGAACGGCCACGUCGCCGUGGUCGAGCAGCUGAUCUCUGCGGGGGCCACGGUGGACGCGGCCCGCAAAGACGGCCGUGGCCCCGGAAGGGUUUUCCGAGUCGUUUCGGGAAAACAUCCCAUGACUAUACGCUUUGUUUCUCGACGGCAGCCGCAGCUGCUGCUCCUUCCGCCUCGCAUCCUCGGCGCCCGAGGCGAGACGGCGCUGCAUUGGGCGGCUCGGAACGGCCACGUCGCCGUGGUCGAGCAGCUGAUCUCUGCGGGGGCCACGGUGGACGCGGCCCGCAAAGACGGCCGUGGCCCCGGAAGGGUUUUCCGAGUCGUUUCGGGAAAACAUCCCAUGACUAUACGCUUUGUUUCUCGACGGCAGCCGCAGCUGCUGCUCCUUCCGCCUCGCAUCCUCGGCGCCCGAGGCGAGACGGCGCUGCAUUGGGCGGCUCGGAGCGGCCACGGCGCCAUGGUCGAGCAGCUGAUCUCUGCGGGGGCCACGGUGGAUGCGGCCAACGAAAACGGCUGUGGCCCCGGAAGGGUUUUCCGAGUCGUUUCGGGAGUGGCUCUGACGAGGAGAGGAAGGGCGGAAGAACAUGCGAUAUAUGCGAUGCUGACAACCCUGAAGACUUUAACUUGCGCAUUGCACUGGUUCUGUGAAAAGAGCUAUGAAGAGAGACACGUUGAACACUUGGACACGCUGGGUGGACGACGCUGGGUGCACGCGGUGCUUUCAAAUCUUUCAACACAAGGAUUUGCAAAGGAAGAUGCUUCAGAGCACGCUCAAGGCCACACGCCUUACGACCUGGCUGAGAUCGAUGGCGGCCACCGCCAGGUGAUGGGCCUCCUGCGCCCAGUCUUUGUGGCUCUUCUGAGUGGCCCAAGCUGCCGUUGCGAUUCAUCACAGGAGCGAACUGUGUUGGAGUUGAAAGAAGAAGCCGAGAAAAAGCUCGGCGUCCAGAUUAAACACAUCAUUGGACAAAACCACAAGCCAUUGGAUGAAAGCAUGGAGCUUGCUGCAGCGCAUAUUGUGCCGGGCAAUACAUUGACUGCCGUGAUUUCAGAAGAUGAAAUUGAAGAGGCACAUCCUGAAGCACAGGCGCCUUCUCAAGCUAUGCCUGAGGACAGCUUCGAAAUCAAGGACUUCGGGCACGGCAUUCGCCUGAUGGCGCAGCAGUCCAUCUUUACCGAGUUUAACAUAAAGAUGGACGUGCUGGAAAACUGGAGCGACUUGAAGAACGUCUCAGUCCUGGAGCAGGCACUGCCUGCUGGCCAUGUGCCCCUGGCUCGACUCCUCCGGCUCACUCCGGAAGAUCGACCCUUUCCAACACCGGUGCAGGUGGAGGUGCCGACCUGUGCUGGUGCCGAAGCCCUGUGGAGAUCAAGGACGGCUGGAUGGGAGAAACUGGAAACCGCCUCUUUCGACGAGACCCGAACAACGGUGGAACUGGACCACUUUUGCGAGCUUGUCAUCACUGGGAAGUGUCGUCCACUCAAAGGGCUUGGAUUCCUCCAUCCGCGCGGUGAGCAUGCACAGGUGGUCGUAAUGCACAUAGGCUGCGAGUCAUGCGAGGACGGCUUGGAGCUGCUUUGCUCAGACCCAGAUGUGCUGCAACACUUCCGGAGAUGUUCUCCCAACCUUCAGCUGGGAACCUUUCGCCAUGAUGAAGACCUCGAAAUCAAGCAGCCUGGCCGAACAUCAAGGAUGAAAAUCCGGUUCCAUCGCAUGCCGCUGAUAUCCUGCGAGCUGGAUGCCCAGUCCCGGCAACACUUUGAUGUGGAGAUCGAGGAAAAGAACCACUGCUUUAAGAUCCGGCCAGAAGAGGCAACAGCGGCAACAGUGGCAACAGCUGCAACAGCUGCAACAGCGGCAACAGCUGCAACAGCCACAACAGCCACAACAGCUGCAACAGCUGCAACAGCGGCAACAGCUGCAACAGCGGCAACAGCGGCAACAGAUGCAACAGCUGCAACAGCUGCAACAGCCACAACAGCUGCAACAGCUGCAACAGCUGCAACAGCGGCAACAGCUGCAACAGCGGCAACAGCGGCAACAGCAGCAACAGCUGCAACAGAUGCAACAGCUGCAACAAGCGCAACAGCUGCAACAUCGGCAACAGCCGCAACAGCUGCAACAGAUGCAACAGAUGCAACAGCUGCACCAGCUGCAACAGCGGCAACAGCCGCAACAGCUGCAACAGCGGCAACAGCUGCAACAGCUGUAACAGCUGCAACAACGGCAACAGCUGCAACAGCUGCAGCAGCUGCAACAGAUGCAACAGCUGCAACAGCUGCAACAGCUGCAGCAGCGGCAACAGCGGCAACAGCUGCAACAGCGGCAACAGGAGCAACAGCUGCAACAGCGGCAACAGCUGCAACAGCCGCAACAGCUGCAACAGCGGCAACAGCUGCAACAGCCGCAACAGCUGGAUCUGCACAGGCAUCAGCUGCCUCGACUGACAUGCGAUCGGCGGCGUCACAGCAAGGACACUUGUUGUUGAGCGGACGCUUCAACAGUAAUGAGAUUAUUGAGUACAUGAAGGCAGUGAAGAAGCAGCUGGAAGCUCGAAAUGUACCAGUUUUCAUGGUUGAAGCAACCGUCGGCCAAAGUUUUGCUGACCUGACGCGGAUAGGAUUGUGCCGUGCCAAAGGCAUGGUAACAUUUUGCACGUCGGAAUAUGGGGCAUACACUGGUGUAGGAUAUGAAACUUUCCAUGAGCUUGAAUUUGCUCAUGACCACCGGUUGCCCUUGUUUCCGAUUAGGCUCUGCGAGCAGUGGCCACCAGCGCCGCAGAACAACGAACGAGGCAUCUAUCAGAAUCAAUUGGUGUUCAAGAAUGGCCUCGUGUACAUAGAUGAUCGGCAGAUGAAUAAGGCCCAACACGUUGCUGAUCAGAUUGCUGAAUCUGUCGCACGAAUGGGCAUCUUCCGAACUAAGCUGCAGCUUUAA